Molecule: messenger RNA, 2724 nt
Organism: Delphinapterus leucas (beluga whale)
Lineage: Eukaryota; Metazoa; Chordata; Mammalia; Artiodactyla; Monodontidae
Gene: TMOD4
Product: tropomodulin 4
Biological process (GO): pointed-end actin filament capping; actin filament organization; myofibril assembly
Cellular component (GO): cytoskeleton; striated muscle thin filament; myofibril
Molecular function (GO): tropomyosin binding
Source: RefSeq, a predicted model, not a curated record
CAGGAUCUUAGUUCCCUGACCAGGGAUUGACCCUGAGCCUUCAGCAGUGAAAGCGCCGAGUCCUAACCGUUGGACUGCCAGGGAAUUCCCAGAGUUGCCCUUUUUGAAUUGUAAAAUAUUCAUCCCUCCAACAGUUUAUAAACACCUUAAAAUUAGACACCAAAACAAAAUCCUUAUACUGACCUUUAUAUCUCUGUAUAGUCACUGCUUUGAAUAUAGCAGGCACCAAAUAAGUAGGAACUGUGUGAUUCUCAUAGAACUUGUUUCUAGGACUCGGGCUUGUAUGAAGAGGAGGAGGUGCCAUGGCUCUUAGUGGCCACUAGAGGCUCUCAGGGCUGGGCAGGUUAUGGGGGCUGUGUAUAUGUGAUCUCCCACUACCCCCCACCUGGCCAGAGCUAAAAUAAUAAAAUGCUGAGCUCACUGUUCCCCCACCCUCUCCCCCGUCGCUGGGCUUCUCCUGCUGCCAGGACAGUGCUCCAGUAGAACAGACAGACCAACCUACAGAAGGGGAGGUGAGAACGGAGGUGGCCACCAGGACUGGUAGGUGGGGAAGGCAGGGGCCUUAUGGAUCAGAGCCUGGUGGGAGAUGGGAGGAGAAGAGUGGCUCCUAUUGGGAAUGAAAUGGAGUGUGCGCCUCUUGUCACUCAGCAUGUUUCUGCCACUGUCUUAUGUUCUCCCUUAACUGUAGUUUACAUUGUCAGUGUAAGUAUCUCACACAUUUUCUGAAUCUUUCAUAUUCAGUAUGGUGUGUAUGUGUGGCUUGUGUUUAUUUUUCACAUUGUAAAAGAUAUUGCAAGUUUAAUCCUCUCACUGUUUUUAGAGAAACUUUAUCCCAUUUAUAAGGCAUUUCCCACCCAUUAGACUGGUGUCACCUUCCUGUCCAAAGCCAGGGACAAAUUAUGGGAACUCAGUACCUGCUUCUAAGGCCAUACCACCCUUCCCCCAACCUGGAAGUCCCCCAGCUCCUCUGAGCCCUUGCUUUGCCUUAGGAUUUAGAAUUUUAGCAAACAUAGUGAAAUCUUGAUCUGACACAAUAAAAAAGGAAAUGAGGGUAGAGUCAGAGCACUGUCUCCCCCUCCCCCCCCCCACCCGCUGCAAUCCUCCUUGCUUUCUUAAGCCAGUUUAGGAAAAACUGGAUUAUGGGGACGAGAGGAGGAAUAUCCCUGAAGCUCUCUGCCUGCCCCCAUUCCUUUCAAUAGGAACUGGGCUUGGGGCCAGCUGUGCUUGCAGGGCUCCCGGCAGCUGUGCUAGGGCAAGAGGCACGGACAGUCGAGGUAAUAGGGGAGAGGUACUGCCAGGAUUUCAUAUACACUGGGGAAGGCAGAUUCAGCCUGGAUGCCUGGGAUCCCCAUCCGGAGUGGGUGGAAGCUGUGGGAGCCAGGAGGAGGCUCUGGUCCUAGCUAAACAACCUAGCCUUCCCCCAUCUUCCCAUAUCCAACUAGGUCUAUCCUCCAAGGCAAGCAGUUUAUUGUUCUGCCCCACUGACCUGUUUCUUUGUCUCCCUACUGCGUCCAUGUACAUCCUUCCAUUGUCCAACCACUUUCCCCAUGUACCCCAGGCUCCGUGAGUGCCACACUGUGGGGAGGGGGUGGGGGCCAUCAUGUCAUCGUAUCAGAAGGAACUGGAGAAAUACAGAGACAUAGAUGAAGAUGAGAUCCUAAGGACCUUGAGCCCUGAGGAGCUAGAGCAGCUGGACUGCGAGCUACAGGAGAUGGACCCCGAGAACAUGCUCCUGCCAGCUGGACUAAGACAACGUGACCAGACAAAGAAGAGCCCAACGGGGCCGCUGGACCGAGAGGCCCUUUUGCAGUACCUGGAACAGCAGGCACUAGAGGUCAAAGAGCGUGAUGACUUGGUUCCCUACACAGGCGAGAAGAAGGGGAAACCCUAUAUUCAGCCCAAGAAAGAAAUUCCAGUCCAGGAGCAGAUCACUCUGGAGCCUGAGCUGGAGGAGGCACUGGCCCAUGCCACAGAUGCUGAGAUGUGUGAUAUAGCAGCCAUUCUGGGCAUGUACACACUGAUGAGCAACAAGCAAUACUAUGAUGCUAUCUGCAGCGGAGAAAUCUGCAACACUGAAGGCAUUAGCAGUGUGGUGCAGCCUGACAAGUAUAAGCCAGUGCCAGAUGAGCCCCCAAAUCCCACAAACAUCGAGGAGAUACUGAAGAGUGUUCGAAGCGAUGACAAGGAGCUGGAGGAGGUGAACCUCAAUAAUAUCCAGGACAUCCCGAUACCCAUGCUAACUGAGCUGUGUGAAGCAAUGAAGACAAAUACCCAUGUCCGGAGCUUCAGUCUGGUGGCCACAAGGAGUGGUGACCCCGUUGCCAGUGCGGUGGCUGACAUGUUGCGUGAGAAUCGUAGCCUCCAGAGCCUGAACAUUGAAUCCAACUUCAUUAGCAGCACAGGGCUCAUGGCUGUGCUGAAGGCAGUUCGGGAGAAUGCCACACUCACUGAGCUCCGUGUAGACAACCAGCGCCAGUGGCCUGGCGACGCAGUGGAGAUGGAGAUGGCCACCGUGCUUGAACAGUGCCCCUCCAUUGUCCGCUUUGGCUACCACUUUACACAGCAGGGGCCACGAACUCGGGCAGCCCAGGCCAUGACCCGGAACAAUGAACUGCGUCGCCAGCAAAAGAAGAGAUAACACUACCCUUCCCUUUACCAACUAGAGCUCGGAGCCCUGAAAGCUUAAAUCCUCAUCUUGUAAAUAAAAGCCCUUCUGUCCGCUCU